Chrysemys picta bellii (western painted turtle) is the source of this 1424-nucleotide messenger RNA. The record is from RefSeq and is a predicted model, not a curated record. Lineage: Eukaryota; Metazoa; Chordata; Testudines; Emydidae.
CCGAGGGGGGGGAACAACCCGCCCCGGAACCGUCCCGUCGGGUCCCAUUUUCAGGCCGGCCUCAUUUUCCUGAUGCACCGCGCGGGGAUAUGUAUGGAGGGUCCACUUCCGGUCGCCUCCACUUCCUGUUUCCGGCGUGGUGGGGGAGAGGCGAGGGCAAAGGACGCACGACGGGCCCGUCGGCCUGACGGGGACCCUGCGGCCAGUGCGGGACUCGGCGAAUCAGGCGUUAACGGAGGGAACCUGAUUGAUGCCAGUCAACGUGGGCUUUCAGAAAACGGGCCCCGUCGGACGAGCUUGACAUCUGUGUUUGCCGAGAUCCCCGGGGGGAUAAAGGGACGCUGAGCCAGGAUGACACGUCACGGCAAGAACUGCACGGCUGGCGCCGUGUACACCUACCACGAGAAAAAGAAGGACACGGCCGCCUCCGGUUACGGGACCCAGAACGUCCGUCUGAGCCGAGAUGCCGUCAAGGAUUUUGACUGCUGCUGCCUGUCCCUGCAGCCCUGCAAGGACCCGGUGGUCACGCCCGAUGGGUACCUGUAUGAGAAGGAGGCCAUCCUGGAGUACAUCCUGCACCAGAAGAAGGAGAUCGCCCGGCAGAUGAAGGCCUACGAGAAGCAGAAGAAGGAGAAGCGGACGGAGCUGGAGGAGCUGAGCCGGGCAGCCGAGGAUGCCAAGGUGAAGGGCUUCCUGGCCAAGGAGAUGAGCAUCGUCAGCAAACCCCUGAAUCCCUUCGACCACAAGUCAGGUACGGGGCUGUGGGGCGGGAGUGAGGGGCACCGGCAGGAGCCAGGGAGAGAACCCAGGCGUCCUGGCUCCCAGCCCCGUCUCUACCCCCUGCAGGACCGGUGUGUGUACUGCCCCAUGAGCGGGCGACCCCUCAAGCUGAAGGACCUGACCCCCGUGCACUUCACCCUGCUGGACCCGGACGUGGGUCGCGUCGGGCUCAUCAACCGGCAGGACCGAUACGUCUGCGCCGUCACCCGCGACAUGCUGGGCAACUCGGUGCCCUGUGCCGUGCUGCGCCCCUCGGGCGCGGUGGUCACCCUGGAGUGUGUGGAGCGGCUGCUGAAGAAGGACAUGGUGGACCCGGUGAAUGGGGAGAAGCUGCGGGAGGACGACAUCAUCGUGCUGCAGCGGGGCGGCACGGGCUUCGCCGGAUCCGGGGUGUGCCUGGAAGCCAAGAAGUCCCGCCCUGUCAUGCAGGCCUAGCCCCGCCCCCUCUUCCCAGAGGGCGGGGCUUGUGCCACACUGGGGGCGGGGGGGGGUGUUGUUUUAACAUGGGAACCCCCAGCGCCACUGCCUGCCCUCCUGAGCAGGGAAACUGAGGCAGGCGCUGGGUCAGGGCCGGGGUGUGUGUGUGUGUGUGGCCGCUGUGCUGCUUGUCAUGUAUCUAUCAAUAAAGCCGUGUGUCCCCCGUA